Molecule: messenger RNA, 1115 nt
Organism: Homalodisca vitripennis (glassy-winged sharpshooter)
Lineage: Eukaryota; Metazoa; Arthropoda; Insecta; Hemiptera; Cicadellidae
Exons: 2
Coding region: 260-958 (232 amino acids)
Source: RefSeq, a predicted model, not a curated record
AUUUAUCUUCAACAUAAUAUUUCCAGGUAACAACCACACAUUACUUGAUGUUCUUCCAUCUGUGCCAGAAGGGAUACAUUUAUUGUGUAGAGGUUUAUGUAAACAGUUCUAAGUUUCUAAUUGUAUUGGCUUAAACUUAUGAAUUCCUAGCAGCUGAGGAAAAAUCAGGUGGUCUAUAAAUCUCUGUGUUUAUAACUUUUCUUUAUUUGUGUUGUAUUUUUCAACUAUAAAUCUCUUGUACUCAAAAUUUUUUCAGAAAAUGUCCAGUGAUACAAAAAUAAACCUUGUUGCAUCUGCCGAGAGUUCACAUUUGAUACUAAAAAAUGUCUCCGUGCUAAGUGAGCUUUCUUCACAACUGAAACGUGAAACUAAAAAAGGCGAAAACUCUCUCGAGUCACUGCAGAGUUUACUCUUUCAGGCUGGAAAAAACGUGAGUUCCCUCCACAAGUGCGUUGAGACACUGCUCACCAUCGCUAAGAAACUGGUUUACCAAUCUCUCAAAAUCGUCCCUGUGGCAGAUCCGAAUUUCCAAAGUCUCAAAACAGAGGCCGACAAACUUCUGAAUAUUCUGGAUGAGAUCCAAAACGACGAGGACGAACAGUCGUUGGAUGCUAAAUGGAGGCAAAUAGACAAGUCGUUAAAGAUGAACUCAAGUUCCAAAUCGAUAAACAUCUGUGAGAAGUAUCCGGAACACUGUUCCAAGGAGUCUCUCCUGGAUAUAAGCAGCAUCAGUACUCUCCCAACUCUGCAUGAAGAUGUCUUCGUCAACUUCCACAAACCUAAUAAAACAUCCAGCUCCUGUUCUCUGAAGAAUUUGCGUAGAAUUAAGAAAUGCAUGCAGAAAAUAACGAACGAUGAUUAUGAAUUAGAAAAUGAAACAGAAAAAGCAGAUGCCACACCAUCCCAGUCACCAGAUAAAACUGUGGGUGUUCCCCCGACAAGGUUUGUUUCCCAGUAACGGUAUCCACUGGCACGAAUCCAGUCCAGGUGCUGGAUCUUACACAAACGGAAUCCAACUGAGACAAAUUUGUGGAGAAGUGGCAUCUGAAUUUAAUUUACUCAAUUGUGCUGUUCAACAAUAAAAUUUUGAAAAUAAACUAAUUAAUUGACAUUAA